This is a messenger RNA of Cottoperca gobio, 1357 nucleotides long. Its product is annotated as N-acyl-aromatic-L-amino acid amidohydrolase (carboxylate-forming) B-like. The transcript has 7 exons. Lineage: Eukaryota; Metazoa; Chordata; Actinopteri; Perciformes; Bovichtidae. Gene Ontology annotation, molecular function: hydrolase activity, acting on ester bonds; aminoacylase activity. Bases 162 to 1166 code for a protein of 334 amino acids. The record is from RefSeq and is a predicted model, not a curated record. Gene Ontology annotation, cellular component: cytosol.
UAUCUGUGAAUGCGGAGCUGACAGUUCACCCUGUUUUACCUCGAGUUAGGAAACUUUAAACAGACUUUUAAUCUCAGUGCUGCUUUACAGUACAGUACGUAUUUCUAUGGUUUAAAGCCGGAACUGCACCUUUACAGUUUCCAACAAGCCAGAACAGCGAGAUGGAGGUAGACGAGGUGGUGUGUUUGCCAAGGUUGCCCCGGGUUGCUGUGUGUGGCGGUACCCAUGGCAACGAGCUGUCUGGGGUGUACUUAAUGAGAGAGCUGCUGAAGAUGGAGAAGAAAGAGACGGAGAAGGAGGAGGAGCCUCUGUCAGUGCUGAUGGUACUGUCGAACCCGCGGGCCAUGCUGCAGUGCCGCAGAUACGUCGACACUGACCUCAACCGCUGCUUUACCCACGCCACCCUCAAUGGUCCCAUAUCAGACGCUGCCCCCUACGAGAUAAUCAGAUCUCGGGAGCUGAACGCCAUGCUGGGUCCCAAAGGAAGUCCUGUGGCGGUUGAUCUUGUUUGCGACCUCCACAACACCACUGCCAACAUGGGCCUGUGCCUCAUCGCGUACUCUGACUGCGACUGGAUCUGCCUACACAUAUUCAGACACCUGCAGAGGCAGAUGCCAGAUAUACCAAUGAGGUACAUCCAUUUUGAUGUCUCUAAUAAAGAAUCAUAUUCCCUUGAUUCAGUGGGAAAACAUGGCUUUGCCAUGGAGAUCGGCCCCCAGCCCCACGGCGUGGUGAGGUCAAACAUCUAUACGGCAAUGAAAGUUGGCGUGCAGAACAUGCUCGAUUGGGUCCGUUUCUUCAACUCAGGUACUAUUUUCGAAGGAGGAUUUGUGGAUGUGUUUUCCAUGAUUAAACACAUCGACUACCCAAGAGACGGUGAAACUCGCAACAUCACGGCAGCCAUUCAUCCUCAACUCCAGGACCGAGAUUUCUGCCAGCUCCACCCUGAAGACCCACUGUUCCAGACUUUCUCUGGUGAAACGCUGAGGUAUAAAGGCAAUGAACCUCUUUAUCCUUUCUUCAUCAAUGAAUGUGCUUAUUACGAGAAGGGCAUCGCUCUCUCCCUGGCCAGAAAAAGGCGUGUGAUGAUUCCUGCAAUCCGGGUGCAGACCGAGCAAGAAAAACAAGCUAACAAACAGGAAUAUCCGUCAGAGGAAGAAGAGUGACUUUUAAUACACCCGACAUGAUGAGACUGAUGUGACAUAAAACAUAUUUUACAAAAACCUUUUAUUGAAACAACAGCCGUUCCUUGGAACACGCAUGUGUACACUUGCUUACACUCGCACAUGAUAUUUAGGUGUACAAUUAUUAACCAUUUCAGCUAAGAAACUGGAGAGUGAACAACACAUUCACUGUA